Molecule: messenger RNA, 2311 nt
Organism: Morone saxatilis (striped sea-bass)
Lineage: Eukaryota; Metazoa; Chordata; Actinopteri; Moronidae
Gene: trub2
Product: TruB pseudouridine (psi) synthase family member 2
Exons: 9
Coding region: 128-1135 (335 amino acids)
Biological process (GO): RNA processing; pseudouridine synthesis
Molecular function (GO): pseudouridine synthase activity; RNA binding
Source: RefSeq, a predicted model, not a curated record
UAUACGCAUGCGCGAAAGAUUCACAUGCAGUAAGUGCGAAUCGAGCAAAACCUGCUGUAGAAAACAAACCAGUCUCAAGAGAUGUAACCUCAUGUAAUCUCUCUAGAAAUCUGAAUGUAACUAAAUAAUGACNACUCGAGCUAUUCGGAUGUUUCGGGGGUUAGAGGGUCUGUUCUGUGUGUACAAGCCCUCUGGUGUCCACUGGAAACUGGUGCGGGAUAGCAUCGAGACAACUCUUCUGAAAGGUUUAAAUGCUACACCGCCCCAACCACUUCCACAGGAGGUCCGCUUCUUGGCACACCCAGUGAGUGAGACUGAAGCACCCAAGGGACUCACACUGUCUGCAGUCUCUGUGCCAGUGCUGUCCGAGCAUCCUCUGGUGACUGGACCUGAAUUCCAGCAUAUUAAAGUUGGAGUAGGACAUCGCCUGGAUGCACCCUCCUCUGGUGUUCUAGUUCUAGCUGUUGGGAAUGGAAACAGGGCCCUGAAUGAUCUUAGAGCAUACACAACAAGAGUCACAAGGGAUUACACAUUGGAGGGUGAAUUUGGGACUGCAACAGAUGAUUUCUCUCACACAGGCAGAGUUGUGGAAAGGUCCACGUUCGGUCACAUCACGCAGGAUAAGCUGGACAGAGUCUUGGCGAUGCUGCAGGGAGUCAAUCAGAAGGCCUUGUUAUUGUAUUCCAAUGUAGACAUGCGCUCACAGGAAGCCUACGAGAUGGCUGCUCAAGGUCUACUGGGUCCAGACGGGAAAUCGACACCUAUUUUGACAGGCCUGCGUUGCAUUCGCUUCCAGCCCCCCAACUUCACUUUAGAGGUGCAGUGUCUGAAUGAAACUCAGAAAUAUUUGCGCAAAGUUGUGCAUGAGAUAGGACUCGAGCUGCGCAGCACUGCAGUGUGUAAAGGAGUUAGACGGACCAGAGACGGCCCCUUCACCCUGCAGGACGCCCUGACCCAUCACCACUGGACUGCUUCAGAUGUUAAGCAGGCCAUCAGACAAUACCACUCCUCCAAAAAAAAGAGAAAGGAAACCCACACAAAGAUCAAGGACCCAGCAUUACAACUACCUGAGGAGACAGUUGGUAAAAAAACUGAAACCUACAAUGAAGCAGCAGCAGAAGGUGGAAUUAAAUAACUUUUUGAUCCCAAACAUCUUACAAAAACAGAACUGCUCAACAGUGACCAGAUCGUGGUUGCUUCGAAAAUUGGACACAAUUCAUGACAUUAUUCUUUUGCAAACUUCUCUCUAGCUACAAAAAUCUCGUAUGAAUGUUCCAACGUUUUCACCUUCGUUAAAUGUGCAGGUAACAUCAACUUAUUCUCAGAAUCUUAAAAUGAAAGUGGUUUAUUUUUAUCAUUAAAUAAACUGAAAAGAGUUUUAAGGUGUCUGUUGUUACCGUUAGUUUAGUAGUUAUUUCAGUGUCUGUAAACGAGGGAUCAAACGGUGCAUUAGUACAAAGUGGUUGGUGCCACAUACGGAGGUUUUUGUAUGACAGGUGGAGUUGAAGCAGCAGCAAGAAUAAAUACAUAGAAACACCCAGUCUGCUCCCUGGUGUGCUUAUGUAGGCCAUAUAGAGGCAUCAGUAUUAAAUUGAGACUGUUUCAUAACCAGUUUAAAACUCCUUGUAGCAGGUUUAAAUCAACACUCCUUAAGGUCUGUAGAUGAGAUGAUGCAGCUAAUUUGUUAGCACACUUACUCCCCCAAGUGACAAAAGGUCAAAAUUUCUUUUCUGGCAUUGUUUUGUCGUGAUGUAUGAAACUAACCAGACAUAUCCUGUUAACCUGUUUAAGAACUUUCUGUCCGCUGCUGUGGUCGAGUGUUUUUGUCACAAAAAAACAACUUAACCGACAGCUGCCAGACAGUUUCUCACAGUGAAUAGUAAUAGAUUGUCUGUCUGUAAUACAGGAGAAAGAAAUGAUGACCCCAAUAGAAACUUUAACAAUGUUCAGUACACCUGGUUGAGAAAAUAAAACUGUACCAAUAACCUUUUGCCGUAACCCAUUCAAACGUUAUGUUACAGGUCUGUAAUUUCCUCAUAAUUUCUUGGGAGGUUUCCUGGUAAUUUGAUGCUAAAUCAUUCGAUACAAUAAUGAUACAUAAUACAUUGAUUAUUGGAAACUUUAUUCUUAUAUAAAUGUUGGAUUGUAUGCUUGUCUGUAGACAGAUUUGAGAAGCCUCUACAGCAGCUAUUAAUUGGAAGUUUACUGAUUGAACACUGUCUCUGCACUUUGUACCAAAUAACUGUUCUUUCCAGGAAACUUCUUGGAAAGUAUUCUGUUAUUGCAGACUGGUUAAAAAAAAAAAAAAAAA